AUGACCACGAUACCACCCGAUCAGGAAUUCACGGCAGGCUGGAUAUGCGCCCUCCAGUUGGAGCUCAAUGCGGCUCAACAGAUACUAGAUGAGUAUUAUGGGCGUCGAUUUGGGGAUGAGCACGAUCAUAAUCUCUAUACCUUGGGUAGGAUCGGCAAUUUGAAUGUUGUCCUUGUCUGUCUGCCUAUGGGAUGGAUAGGUACGAAUAUGGCAGCUACAGUUGCCAGCCGAAUGAUGAGCAAGUUUCCAAAUAUCAAGAUCGGCCUACUAGUGGGUAUUGGAGGUGGACUACCCCAUGACAAGAAUGAUAUUCGACUUGGUGAUGUGGUGGUUAGUAAACCAGCUGGACAAUAUGGUGGAGUUGUGCAGUAUGAUAUGGGAAAGUGGACGACUAACGGGUUUAAGUGUAUCGGCUCACUUAAUGCCCCCCCUGAGAAAUUAUUGGCAAUACUCAACUUAAUGCCGGGUCAUGGUACUCAACAGUCUGAACUUGGAAGCCUUUCCUCAAAACCGUAUCCUGGUGAUGAGUUGGACAAAUUAUACGAUAUGGAUGGUCUACGAUUAAUGGAACGAGAUCCCGGUCACCGGAAGAAUGGGCCUUAUAUAUUCUAUGGGACAAUCGCGUCUGGAAACGCAGUCAUUAAGGAUGCUCAAAUACGGGAGACACUAAUAAAAAAGUAUGGGGUGCUAUGUUGUGAGAUGGAAGCGGCCGGCUUGAUGAACCACACUUUCCCAUGUCUCGUCAUUCGAGGGAUCGCCGACUAUGCGGACUCUCAUAAGAACGACAUAUGGCAAGAAUACGCCGCGGCGAUGGCGGCAGGAUAUGCCAAGGCGUUCCUCCGCGAAGUCCCACAGAAUAUAGUCCGCGACCUCAACCCGAUUCGAGGUUCCGAUGGUCGAAUCCCUGCACUUCACAGAGCAGCAAUGUAUGGUAUUGAAACGAAUAUUCGCAGAGGACUGGAAAAUAAGGUUGACGUUAAUGCCAAGUUCCAAGGGAUGACGGCACUUCACAAAGCUGCUUAUUACGGACAUGAAUCGGUAAUGCCAACUUUGUUCGAGUACAAAGCAGACACCGAAGCAAAGAAUUCAACGGGAUGGACCCCACUACACAGCGCCGCCUCUCAAGGACAUCUUACGGCGGUACAGAUGUUGUUGGACCACGGGGCUAACAUCGAAGCAAGGAUCACUAACCAUGGAGGGACACCAUUAUAUAAGGCUGUGGAAAAGGGACACAUUGUCGUUCUUCAAUUUUUGAGGCAAAAAGGUGCGAGUAUCUGCACACGGAAUGAUUAUGGUUGGACGCCAAUGCAUAUUGCGGCAUACCGUGGUAAUGAGGAGGUAGUGCAAUACUUAAUUAACUCUAAAGCCGACAUCAACGCACAGACUAACAUCGGAGCGACACCAUUAUACAAGGCAGCAGAGAAGGGGAACGACGAAACAGUUCGACUAUUGAUAGAAAAUGGGGGAGAUAUUAACAUUGCUGCGAAGGAUGGAUGGAUACCGCUUCACGAGGCAGCAUCCCGUGGGCGUGUAAAUACAAUACUGCAGCUUCUGAAGUACGGUGCUAAGCCAGAGGCGAGGAGUGAGAUCGGAUCAACACCACUAUACCUGGCAGCACAAAAGGGACACAGAGAAGCGGUAGAUGUCCUUCUACGGAAGGGGGCCGAUGUUAACGCAGAGCUGAACACGAAAUGGACACCCCUUCAUGCAGCAUCAAAGAACGGACAUGUUGAAGUGGUACAAUUGUUGUUGAAAUGGGGUGCAGCUAUUGAUGCAAGAAACGCCGAUGGAUCGACGCCACUCUAUCUUGCAGCUGACAAUGCUAAUGAUGCGGUAACAGCGAUACUACUUAAUGCGCAGGCCGACGUUCAUGCACGGCAAAUCAAGCGUUGGCAACCCUUACACAAGGCAGCAUACUGCGGGAGACUAGCCGUUGCGCGAAAGCUUCUGGACUUUGGCGCCGUGGUGGACUCGGAAAAUGAUGAUGGUGCAACGCCACUUUAUAAGGCAGCAGAGAGGGGACACGAAACGGUGAUGGAGUUGUUGAUCAAGAAGGGGGCAGAUGUCGCCAAGAGAAACAAUGGGAAUUGGACAGCACUCCACAUCGCAGCCAAGGAGGGACGUGCUGGCUCUGUGCAGUUGUUGCUGAAAUACGGUGCCUCUGCUACUGUCACCAAUAGAGCCGGGAAGACGCCGUUGGACUUGGCGAUCGGGGCGAAACACGGCGCGGUGAUAAAGCUUUUGGGGUCCGACUAA
Fonsecaea erecta is the source of this 2256-nucleotide messenger RNA. RefSeq lists its product as hypothetical. The record is from RefSeq and is a predicted model, not a curated record. The transcript has a single exon. Lineage: Eukaryota; Fungi; Ascomycota; Eurotiomycetes; Chaetothyriales; Herpotrichiellaceae. The coding region runs from base 1 to 2256 and encodes 751 amino acids. Gene Ontology annotation, biological process: nucleoside metabolic process. Gene Ontology annotation, molecular function: catalytic activity; protein binding.